Molecule: messenger RNA, 2040 nt
Organism: Colius striatus (speckled mousebird)
Lineage: Eukaryota; Metazoa; Chordata; Aves; Coliiformes; Coliidae
Gene: TXLNB
Product: taxilin beta
Exons: 9
Coding region: 1-2040 (679 amino acids)
Molecular function (GO): syntaxin binding
Source: RefSeq, a predicted model, not a curated record
AUGGAGAAUGACCAAUCUCCCACCUCGCCUGGGCAGGAUGUUCAGGAGCAUAGUGCAGAUAAAGCUGUUCCUACCUCACAGCCCGCUGCUCCAACCCUCACAGGGCAGUCGAAUGCUCGGCCUGAAGCAGCCGUGUGUGACAUCUCAGAGGAGCUGAGCCGGCAGCUGGAGGACAUUAUUAAAACCUACGGGUCUGCUGCAAGCCUGAUGGAAAAGGAAAACAUCACUGCGGGAACUGACAGGCCUGAGAAGGGAGAGACAGGCAGCAUGGACGAUGUGGAGUAUGAAGAUGCAAGUGAGGAGAAUGAGAAAGAGAAGUUGUCUCCUGGGGAUGCUUCCAGAGUAAAGGAGCCAAGUGGCAGCAAGGAGCAAAAGUUAGAGAAGAAAAUACUGAAAGGACUAGGGAAGGAAGCCACACUACUGAUGCAAAGCUUGAACAAGCUGAAUACUCCAGAGGAGAAGCUGGACCUACUAUUUAAGAAGUAUGCUGAGCUGCUCGAAGAGCAUCGUUCUGAGCAGAAAAAGCUCAAGUACCUGCAGAAGAGGCAGGCCCAGAUUACAAAGGAGAAAGACCAGCUGCAGAGUGAGCACAGCCGAGCCAUCCUUGCCCGCAGCAAGCUUGAAAGCCUGUGCCGGGAGCUCCAGAGGCACAAUAAAAACCUCAAGGAGGAAACAAUUCAGAGGGCACGGGAGGAAGAUGAGAAGAGGAAAGAAAUAACUAACCAUUUCCAGGGCACGCUGAGUGAAAUCCAGGCUCAGAUUGAGCAGCAAAGUGAGAGGAACAUGAAGCUCUGCCAGGAGAAUACGGAGCUGGCAGAGAAGCUGAAAAGCAUCAUCGACCAGUACGAGCUGAGGGAAGAGCACCUUGAUAAAAUAUUUAAGCACCGAGAACUUCAACAGAAACUGGUGGAUGCCAAGUUGGAGCAGUCUCAGGAAAUGAUGAAGGAAGCUGAGGAGCGACAUCAGAAGGAAAAGGAAUAUCUCUUGAACCAAGCUGCAGAAUGGAAGCUCCAGGCCAAAAUGUUAAAGGAGCAAGAGACCGUCCUACAGGCACAGAUCACUCUCUACUCUGAAAGGUUUGAAGAAUUUCAGAAAACAUUGACCAAAAGCAAUGAAGUGUUUGCCACAUUCAAACAAGAGAUGGAGAAAAUGACAAGGAAAAUGAAGAAGUUGGAAAAGGAUACUGCUACAUGGAAAUCCAGGUUUGAGAACUGCAACAGAGCGUUACUGGAUAUGAUUGAAGAGAAAGCCAUGAGGACCAAGGAAUAUGAAUGCUUUGUGCUGAAAAUCCAGAGGCUGGAGAACCUUUGCCGGGCUCUGCAAGAAGAGAGGAAUGAACUGUACAAAAAAAUUAAGCAAGCACAGUUCCCUGAAGAGGUUAAUGGAAAUGGCAUCUUAGAAGAAGAAGAAGACGAUGCUGAUAUGAGCCCUUCCUCCUCUGCGCAGACGAGCAUUGAGUUGCGUGCUACUGAUAAGAGCGUGCUGAAGGAGCUGGCUGAAGCUUUUAGAGUGUCCCACAAGGGAGAGGAGCCCCUCCCAAAUAACAGCAGCAAUCGAGAGACCUGUGAUGCUCAAACAUGUAGUGCCAUCCUGGUGCCAGAGCUCAUCUCUCCUCUCACCACACAGUCAGAAGCCGAGAAUCGCUGUGAGCAGCCCACCACAAGCCCACCAUUGCCCACUGAACACAUGCCAGCACCAACUGAAAUGACGACAAUGCCCACUGAGAACAUGCCAAAGUCCACCAAAAGCAUGCCUAUGCUCCCAGAAAAGGUGCCAACACCCACAGAAAGCACACCAAUACCUCCUGGGGGCAUGCCAGCAACCACCGAGAACGUGACAAAAUCUAUUGAAAGCAUGACAGCAAGCCUCGAAAAUGUGCCAACAUCCCUAGAAAACAUGCCCAGUCUCCUUGAGAAUAUGCCAGUACCCACAAAAAGUCCACCAAAAGCUGCAGAAUGUGUGGAUGAUCCAGCAAAGCAAUCUGGCCAAAGGCAGGCCGCAGAACAAAGAGGAGAUACAGAUAUGGAAGCAGUAGAUUGA